AUGGGAAAAGGGGCUCGUACUGGUACCAACUUUUCGGUCUACCGUCGCCUAACUCUCAAUAUUGUAGAUAAAAUGCGACGAUUAGUUGAUAACAAUGUUUACGAUAGACCACGAUGGUUAGAAUGGGCUGAAAUUACGCCACCUCUAGAAAAUCGCAAUUUAAUGAAUACCGAUAGAAACACUUUUAAUGCAUAUUUACCGUUGAUAUCUCGAUUAUUAGCUAAAUACCCUCACUUGCGCUUCCACAAUUGCUAUAGUCAGGGAAACGAAUUCACCAAGGGAAAUGAUAGAUAUAAUGAAGAUCAUCAUGUUAUGAGAUUUGUCAAAAAACAAAUGGAAUUCAUUAACCAAGGCUUCACCAAACGCAAGUCUUUUGAAUUGACCGAAAAACACUUUUAUAGGGAAAGGAUGGAGAUUGAGAAGAAUUUGAAAAUUAAUGCAGCUUUAGGGAUUGAUGAAUGUGCAUCCACUGGUUACACAUCUGGAUACCAAUUGUAUAAUGAAAAAAGAGCACAGGACGUUGCACGGUCACUACAUUCCUACCUCACCCAACUUAGGGGAUCCCUUAAUGGCUACAGGGGUAAAGUUAGGCCAAAAAAAUAA
This is a messenger RNA of Babesia microti strain RI, 603 nucleotides long. Its product is annotated as conserved Plasmodium protein, unknown function. NCBI's taxonomy places the organism in Eukaryota, Apicomplexa, Aconoidasida, Piroplasmida, Babesiidae. The coding region runs from base 1 to 603 and encodes 200 amino acids. The transcript has 5 exons. The record is from RefSeq and is a predicted model, not a curated record.